AUCAAGCCUGGUAGCUCUAGCAAGACACUGCUCCUCAGCUUUUAAAAUUUAAAGGCCCAAAAUGUCUCAGACACCCAAAGCUGCUGCUGCUGCUGCCAGCCAGGGCACAGAUGCCAAGGAAAAGGGAACACCAGCCCCAGUUCCUGUUCCUGUUCCAAAACCCGCUAAAACCGGAGAACCAAGUGUGGGAUCCUUCAAAAUUGUAAUCUUUGAGCAGGAGAACUUCCAGGGAAGGCACAUGGAACUUCUGAAUGAAUGUGUGAACCUUGGGGAGAGAGGCUUUGAUAGAGUACGCAGUGUCAUUGUCGACUCUGGACCCUGGGUUGCCCACGAGCAGUCCAACUUCCGUGGCGAGAUGUUUAUCCUGGAGAAGGGCGAGUAUCCUCGUUGGGAUACCUGGUCUAGCAGCUAUAGGAGCGACUGCUUCAUGUCCCUACGCCCCAUCAGAAUGGAUAGCCAAGAACAUAAAAUCACCUUGUUUGAAUGCGCGGACUUCAAGGGCAACAAGAUGGAAAUCAUUGAGGAUGACGUGCCCAGCCUGUGGGCCUAUGGAUUCUGUGACCGCGUGGGAAGCGUAAAGGUCCCCAGUGGAACAUGGGUUGGAUACCAGUAUCCAGGAUACAGAGGCUACCAAUAUCUAUUUGAAAACUGUGACUACAAACACUGGAACGAAUGGAGUGCCUUCCAGCCACAGAUCCAAUCCAUCCGUCGUAUCAGAGACAUGCAAUGGCACCAGAAGGGAUGUUUCCUUAUCCCCACCACAGCAACCACUAAGUAAACAAAUGCAAGAUGCCCCUCGCUUGACAGAGACCCAUCAGGACCUUGUGUUUAAAAUCGACCUCGCCACAUUUUUAAGAAACUCUGUCAGCUAUUGUAUAUUGCACAUUUACUGGAUGUCCUUUAUUGUAUGCUGCAAAUAAAAAUGAUUUCUGAGGUAUAAAA
This is a messenger RNA of Spea bombifrons (plains spadefoot toad), 942 nucleotides long. It is a transcript of the gene CRYBB1, whose product is annotated as crystallin beta B1. Gene Ontology annotation, molecular function: structural constituent of eye lens. The transcript has 6 exons. The record is from RefSeq and is a predicted model, not a curated record. NCBI's taxonomy places the organism in Eukaryota, Metazoa, Chordata, Amphibia, Anura, Pelobatidae. Bases 62 to 778 code for a protein of 238 amino acids. Gene Ontology annotation, biological process: lens development in camera-type eye; visual perception.